Molecule: messenger RNA, 651 nt
Organism: Brassica oleracea var. oleracea
Lineage: Eukaryota; Viridiplantae; Streptophyta; Magnoliopsida; Brassicales; Brassicaceae
Exons: 2
Coding region: 1-651 (216 amino acids)
Source: RefSeq, a predicted model, not a curated record
AUGCCUCAGAAUUACAUUCUAGAGGUUGAGGUGUUCAACUGUUGGGGAGUCGAUUUCGUGGGACCAUUCCCUUCGUCCUUCAAGAACGAGUACAUCCUCGUCGCUGUUGACUAUGAUUGGUCACUUCUGGACGAUGCAUUAUGGGCCUACAGAACAGCCUACAAAACGCCGCUGGGAACAAAUCUCUAUCACCUGGUCUACGGUAAAGCAUGUCACCUCCCUGCCGAGCUCGAAUACAAAGCUGCAUGGGUAGUCAAGUUACUGAUUUUCGACAUCAAGCCAGCAACCGAGCGACGCAUGAUCCAAAUCCAUGAGCUGGAAGAGAUAAGGCACCUCGCCUAUGAAAGCUCCAAAAUUUACAAGGAGAAGACCAAGGCCUACCAUGACAAGCACAUCAUUGCCAGACAUUUCGAACCAAAUGAUAAGGUCUUGCUUUUCAAUUCAAGGUUGAGGUUGUUCCCAGGCAAGCUGAAGUCUAGAUGGUCCGGACCCUUCACUGUUAAGGAAGUUCGACCCUACGGAGCUGUUGUGUUACUGGACAGAAAAGGAGACGAGUUCGUAGUGAAUGGGCAGCGCUUAAAGCAUUACCUUGCCGACUCCAUUAUCGCAGAGGGCAAAGAAAUUCCCCUAAGCGAUCCCCCAUCAGCCUAA